GGUUGCCGCCGGCACCGUGCGAAAGGACUGUAAACGUUCCAAUUCCAACCAAAACGCUCUUCGGCGCGCGGAGCGAGAGGUAGGAUUCAUUAUAAAAUAAGAUCUCCGCUGAAGUCAUACAUUAAAGAUGGAAGCGAUGGACACGAGUGCGAAAAGAAUGCACAACAGUUACGAGGAUGAAGAGGAGCGAAAGCACUUCCAGAGAAUCGUCUCCGCGUUUAGAUAUUACAAGACACACUCCUUACUAAGAGUGAGAAAAACAGAAUCUUAUUUUCUUAGUUUACCAAAACAUCAUCAGAAGCUUCUAUCAAAGUAUAAGGAAAAUUUGCAAGAGGUCAAACGGUGUAUCGACAACAAUGACCAGAUCAUAAAACUCAUAAUAAAAGAUGUAGCCCAUAUAUUUGAAAAUGUGUGUCCAACUACUGCUGAAGUUGACAAUAUGAAUUUCAUACAGACUCUAAAUCUAAGACCUGUAAUGUCGGAUCAAGAGAAGGUGCAAGCUACCAUUAAACAAUUGGUACGGGACUGGAGCGUUGAAGGUGCUGAGGAACGAAAAGCGUGUUAUCAGCUAAUUGUAGAUGAAAUAUUAUAUCAAUUUUCAUCAGAGAAUUGUAAACCGUCGGACGUGCAUAUUUUAGUACCUGGUGCAGGAUUAGGUCGUCUUGCCUUCGAAAUUGCGAAACGCGGAUAUACCUGCCAAGGAAAUGAAUUUUCUCUAUUCAUGCUGUUUGCGUCGAACUUUGUAUUAAAUAAAUGUAGAGAUAUAAACUUGUAUCAAGUACAUCCGUGGGUGCAUCAAUAUAUGAAUAACUUGAAACCCGAACACCAGACGCAAGCGGUUUCUUUUCCUGAUGUAAGCCCGAGCGAUCUUCCAGGGAAUGCGCAAUUUUCUAUGACGGCGGGUGAUUUUUUAGAGGUUUAUACAGAGAGCAACCAUUGGGAUUGCAUCGCGACAUGUUUUUUCAUAGACUGUGCCAAUAACGUUGUACAAUUUAUCGAGACAAUUUAUAAGAUUCUGAAGCCAGGUGGCGUCUGGAUAAAUCUCGGACCGUUACUCUAUCAUUUCAGCGAUUUACCGAACGAAGACUCGAUCGAGCCAAGUUACGAUGCUAUCCGUGAUGUUAUUCUAGGCUUUGGCUUUCAAUUGGAGAAGGAAGAGACAAAAGUGAAAACACGUUAUGCCCAGAAUAUUAACAGUAUGUUACAGUGCGAAUAUAAUAGCGUGUACUUUGUUUGUCGAAAACCUAAUGGACAUGUGGAUGGUAUAAAUCACAAUCAGAAUGGAGAUGAAACUAAUAGUGUGCAAGAACAAGAAAAUUGAUUACAGCAUGGCGCGUUUUCUUCCUAAAGAAGUGUAGAACGCUGAGAUGUUAUUGUUUAAGUGCAUCCGUGUUUCAUGUGUGAGAGAACUAGUUCUAUGACUGCAUCAUAGAAUAUCUUUAAGAUGCAUCUUAUAUCUUUUCUUUUUUUUUUUUUACAUCUUUAUCUGUCACAAUCUGUUUGAAUGUAAAGAUUCGUUUCAUACAAGAGUGUUUUCAAUGGUGCUACGAGAUUGUCUUUAUAACUUCAGUAAUGCCUUGAAAAUAAUAGACAAACUAUUUUUUUAAAUUGAUCAGUGUAUUAGAACUGCAGACAAUAUCUAAUCUAGUUAUAUUUCUUGUCUAUUGCAUCAUGAGUCAUUUGGUUGAAACGUGUUUGACAAAGGUUUAUAAAUAUUUACAAACCAAUAAUUUUCGUUAUUGUAUAAUGCAACGUUAUUGCAUAAUAAUGGUCGUCACGUUCAGCAGACUCAACUGUUGCGGAGCAGAUC
This is a messenger RNA of Cyphomyrmex costatus, 1810 nucleotides long. Its product is annotated as carnosine N-methyltransferase. The transcript has 7 exons. NCBI's taxonomy places the organism in Eukaryota, Metazoa, Arthropoda, Insecta, Hymenoptera, Formicidae. Gene Ontology annotation, biological process: carnosine metabolic process. Gene Ontology annotation, molecular function: carnosine N-methyltransferase activity. The record is from RefSeq and is a predicted model, not a curated record. Gene Ontology annotation, cellular component: cytosol; nucleus. The coding region runs from base 128 to 1321 and encodes 397 amino acids.